Messenger RNA from Saccharomyces mikatae IFO 1815, 1524 nucleotides. It is a transcript of the gene ALT2, whose product is annotated as alanine transaminase ALT2. Lineage: Eukaryota; Fungi; Ascomycota; Saccharomycetes; Saccharomycetales; Saccharomycetaceae. Gene Ontology annotation, molecular function: pyridoxal phosphate binding; L-alanine:2-oxoglutarate transaminase activity. Bases 1 to 1524 code for a protein of 507 amino acids. The transcript has a single exon. The record is from RefSeq and is a predicted model, not a curated record. Gene Ontology annotation, biological process: biosynthetic process.
AUGGCGAUGACACACCAGCAGGAUUUGAAGAGUGUGUUCACUACUAAAGACUUAAAUUUUAAACCUGCUGCAAAGAUUACGAAAAAGGAUCUGAAUGCAGGUGUCACUAAGGCAGAAUAUGCUGUAAGGGGUGCCAUUCCGACUAGAGCGGAUGAGCUGAAAGAAGAACUUAAAAGAAAACCAGGAGUUUUGCCCUUCGAUGAUAUUAUCAAUGCAAACAUUGGUAAUCCGCAACAACUGGACCAGAAACCUUUGACUUUUACCAGACAAGUUUUGUCCAUAUUGGAGUACCCGGAAAUUUUACGAGUAGGACCUGAUAAAUUAGCGUCUUUGAACUUGUUCCGCAAAGAUGCCUUAGGAAGAGCUGAGCACCUAUUGGAAGAUAUUGGAGGUUCUAUAGGAGCCUAUUCACAUUCACAAGGUGUACCAGGAAUAAGGCAAUCAGUGGCGGAGUUUAUUACGAAAAGAGAUGAUGGUGAACCUGCCGCCCCAGAGAAUAUUUAUUUAACCACUGGUGCCUCUUCUGCGGCCACUUCUCUGUUAUCUUUAUUGUGCAAAGACGUUCAAACGGGUCUACUAAUCCCGAUUCCCCAAUAUCCCCUUUACACAGCUUCCGCAUCACUCUUUAAUGCACAAGUACUUCCAUACUACUUAGAUGAAGGGUCGAACUGGUCUACAAAAAGUGACGAAAUUGAAAAAGUCGUUAAGGAUGCUUUAGAAAAGGGGAUCAAGCCAUCUGUGUUGAUUGUUAUUAACCCAGGUAAUCCUACUGGUGCUGUUCUUUCAGAAGACACUAUUGCAAAGAUCUGCCUGAUUGCUGCAAAGUAUGGCAUUGCGAUCAUUUCAGAUGAGGUAUAUCAGGAAAACGUUUUUAACGGUGUAAAGUUCCAUUCGAUGAAAAAAGUGCUAAGAAAAUUGCAACGUCUUUAUCCAGGAAAAUUUGAUAACGUUCAGUUGGCCUCCUUGCAUUCCAUUUCUAAAGGGUUCAUGGGUGAGUGUGGCCAAAGAGGUGGCUACAUGGAAGUUGUAGGAUUCUCUAAAGAUAUAAGAGAUGCUCUUUUUAAACUCAUGUCUAUAUCUAUUUGUUCCGUUGUCACAGGACAAGCUGUAGUUGAUCUAAUGGUCAAACCUCCUCAACCUGGAGACGAAUCAUAUGACCAGGAUCAUAGCGAAAGGAUGAAGAUUUUUCAUGAAAUGUACACAAGAGCCACCUUGUUGCACGAAACCUUUAAUGAACUUGAAGGUAUUGAGUGUCAAAAACCUCAAGGGGCGAUGUAUCUUUUUCCAAGACUUGUUUUACCUGAAAAAGCUCUCCGUGAAAGCGAACGUCUAGGCAUUGAACCUGAUGAGUUUUAUUGCACAUCUUUACUAGAAUCUACAGGUAUUUGUACUGUACCAGGGUCUGGGUUUGGACAGCAGCCUGGUACGUAUCAUGUACGAACAACAUUUUUGGCCCCAGGAACUCAAUGGAUUCAAGACUGGAAACAUUUUCAUCAGGAUUUCUUCAACAAGUACCGUGAUUGA